AUGGAAGGGCGUGCAUGCAGAUUCAGUAACUGCCGCUCAGCGCGUGACGUUCUGCGAAUUGGUCAGAUUGUCCAGACAUUGCAUUCGCAUGUAGCAGCUUGUGUCGCUGAGCCUCUGUGUGAAAAAGUGAACCCGUCAAACAAAAUAAAAGCAUUCAAAGUUGGUAUUAUCUUGGAUGAUGAGAAAAGCGUUUAA
Sphenostylis stenocarpa is the source of this 195-nucleotide messenger RNA. The record is from the annotation of a GenBank genome assembly. Lineage: Eukaryota; Viridiplantae; Streptophyta; Magnoliopsida; Fabales; Fabaceae.